Mandrillus leucophaeus (drill) is the source of this 4386-nucleotide messenger RNA. It is a transcript of the gene PDS5A, whose product is annotated as PDS5 cohesin associated factor A. The record is from RefSeq and is a predicted model, not a curated record. The transcript has 31 exons. Gene Ontology annotation, biological process: mitotic sister chromatid cohesion; DNA repair. The coding region runs from base 43 to 3978 and encodes 1311 amino acids. Gene Ontology annotation, cellular component: nucleus; chromatin. NCBI's taxonomy places the organism in Eukaryota, Metazoa, Chordata, Mammalia, Primates, Cercopithecidae.
AGAGGCCGGUAGAGGACUGUGAACCAAAAGUUGUCCCCCAGGAUGGACUUCACCGCGCAGCCCAAGCCUGCCACUGCCCUCUGUGGCGUCGUGAGUGCCGACGGGAAGAUCGCUUACCCUCCGGGGGUAAAAGAGAUCACCGACAAGAUCACCACUGACGAGAUGAUCAAACGCCUGAAGAUGGUAGUGAAAACUUUUAUGGAUAUGGAUCAGGACUCAGAAGAUGAAAAACAGCAGUAUCUCCCACUAGCCUUGCAUCUUGCAUCUGAAUUCUUCCUCAGGAACCCCAAUAAAGAUGUGCGUCUCCUUGUAGCAUGUUGUUUGGCUGAUAUCUUUCGUAUCUAUGCCCCGGAAGCUCCAUAUACUUCCCAUGAUAAACUUAAGGACAUAUUUUUGUUUAUUACCAGACAGUUAAAAGGUUUGGAGGAUACGAAGAGUCCACAGUUUAAUAGAUACUUUUAUUUAUUAGAGAAUUUAGCUUGGGUUAAAUCAUAUAACAUCUGCUUUGAAUUGGAAGAUUGCAAUGAAAUUUUUAUUCAGCUUUUUAGGACUCUCUUCUCAGUGAUCAACAAUAGCCACAAUAAGAAGGUACAAAUGCACAUGCUAGAUUUGAUGAGUUCUAUCAUCAUGGAAGGUGAUGGAGUUACUCAAGAGUUAUUGGACUCCAUUCUUAUUAACCUCAUUCCUGCACAUAAGAACUUAAAUAAACAGUCCUUUGACCUUGCAAAAGUGCUAUUGAAAAGAACAGUCCAGACUAUUGAGGCAUGCAUUGCUAAUUUUUUCAAUCAAGUCCUAGUGCUGGGAAGAUCAUCAGUAAGUGAUUUGUCAGAACAUGUAUUUGAUCUGAUUCAGGAACUUUUUGCUAUAGAUCCUCAUUUAUUAUUAUCCGUCAUGCCACAGCUUGAAUUCAAACUAAAGAGCAAUGAUGGAGAAGAGCGAUUAGCUGUUGUUCGACUUCUAGCUAAAUUGUUUGGCUCCAAAGAUUCCGAUUUGGCAACACAGAAUCGUCCUCUUUGGCAAUGUUUUCUUGGACGAUUUAAUGACAUUCAUGUUCCUGUGAGAUUAGAAAGUGUGAAAUUUGCCAGUCAUUGUUUAAUGAAUCACCCAGAUUUAGCGAAGGAUCUCACAGAAUAUUUAAAGGUUAGAUCACAUGAUCCAGAAGAAGCUAUUCGUCAUGAUGUCAUUGUUACUAUAAUAACAGCUGCCAAGAGGGACCUGGCCCUAGUAAAUGAUCAGCUGCUUGGCUUUGUAAGGGAAAGAACACUGGAUAAACGGUGGCGAGUAAGAAAAGAAGCUAUGAUGGGUCUGGCUCAGCUUUAUAAGAAAUAUUGUCUUCAUGGUGAAGCAGGAAAGGAAGCUGCAGAGAAAGUCAGCUGGAUAAAGGACAAACUUUUGCAUAUUUAUUAUCAGAACAGCAUUGAUGACAAACUGUUGGUAGAGAAAAUCUUUGCUCAGUAUCUUGUCCCCCACAACCUGGAAACAGAAGAGAGAAUGAAAUGCUUAUAUUACUUAUAUGCUAGUUUGGAUCCAAAUGCUGUAAAAGCUCUCAACGAAAUGUGGAAGUGUCAGAACAUGCUUCGGAGUCAUGUACGCGAACUGUUGGAUUUGCACAAGCAGCCUACAUCAGAAGCUAACUGUUCUGCCAUGUUUGGGAAACUGAUGACCAUAGCAAAGAAUUUGCCUGACCCCGGGAAAGCACAAGAUUUUGUGAAGAAGUUUAACCAGGUUCUCGGCGAUGAUGAGAAACUUCGGUCUCAAUUGGAGUUAUUAAUUAGCCCAACUUGUUCUUGCAAACAAGCAGAUAUUUGUGUGAGAGAAAUAGCCCGGAAACUUGCAAAUCCUAAGCAACCAACAAAUCCUUUUCUAGAGAUGGUCAAAUUUCUGUUGGAAAGAAUCGCACCUGUGCACAUUGAUUCAGAAGCCAUAAGUGCACUAGUGAAAUUGAUGAAUAAGUCAAUAGAGGGGACAGCAGAUGAUGAAGAGGAGGGUGUAAGUCCAGAUACAGCUAUCCGUUCAGGACUUGAACUUCUUAAGGUUCUGUCUUUCACACAUCCUACCUCGUUCCACUCUGCAGAGACAUAUGAGUCCUUGUUACAGUGCCUAAGAAUGGAAGAUGACAAGGUGGCAGAAGCUGCUAUUCAAAUUUUUAGAAAUACAGGUCACAAAAUAGAAACAGACCUUCCCCAGAUACGAUCGACCUUAAUUCCCAUUUUACAUCAAAAAGCAAAGAGGGGUACUCCACACCAAGCAAAACAGGCUGUGCACUGUAUACACGCCAUAUUCACAAAUAAAGAAGUCCAGCUUGCACAGAUUUUUGAGCCACUCAGUAGGAGUCUGAAUGCUGAUGUGCCAGAACAACUUAUAAUCCCAUUAGUUUCAUUGGACCACAUUUCUAUGUUAGCACCAGAUCAGUUUGCUUCCCCAAUGAAAUCUGUAGUAGCAAAUUUUAUUGUGAAAGAUCUGCUAAUGAAUGACAGGUCAACAGGUGAAAAGAAUGGAAAACUGUGGUCUCCAGAUGAAGAGGUUUCCCCUGAAGUACUAGCAAAGGUACAGGCAAUUAAACUUCUGGUAAGGUGGCUGUUGGGUAUGAAAAACAACCAGUCUAAAUCUGCCAAUUCAACCCUUCGGUUAUUAUCAGCGAUGUUGGUUAGUGAGGGUGACCUGACAGAGCAAAAGAGGAUCAGUAAAUCUGAUAUGUCUCGCUUGCGAUUAGCUGCUGGUAGUGCCAUAAUGAAGCUUGCUCAGGAACCUUGUUACCAUGAAAUUAUUACCCCAGAACAGUUUCAGCUCUGUGCACUUGUUAUUAAUGAUGAAUGUUACCAAGUAAGGCAGAUAUUUGCUCAGAAGCUACAUAAGGCACUUGUGAAGUUACUGCUCCCAUUGGAGUAUAUGGCGAUCUUUGCCUUGUGUGCCAAAGAUCCUGUGAAGGAGAGAAGAGCACACGCACGACAGUGUUUACUGAAAAAUAUCAGUAUACGCAGGGAAUACAUUAAACAGAACCCUAUGGCUACUGAGAAAUUAUUAUCACUGUUGCCUGAAUAUGUAGUUCCAUACAUGAUUCACCUUCUGGCCCAUGAUCCAGAUUUCACAAGAUCACAAGAUGUUGAUCAGCUUCGUGAUAUCAAAGAGUGCCUAUGGUUCAUGCUUGAAGUUUUAAUGACAAAGAAUGAAAACAAUAGCCAUGCCUUUAUGAAGAAGAUGGCAGAGAACAUCAAGUUAACCAGAGAUGCCCAGUCUCCAGAUGAAUCCAAGACAAAUGAAAAACUGUAUACAGUAUGUGAUGUGGCUCUCUGUGUUAUAAAUAGUAAAAGUGCUUUGUGCAAUGCAGAUUCACCAAAGGACCCAGUCCUCCCAAUGAAAUUUUUUACACAACCUGAAAAGGACUUCUGUAAUGAUAAGAGUUAUAUUUCAGAAGAGACAAGAGUACUUCUGUUAACAGGAAAGCCAAAGCCUGCUGGAGUACUAGGUGCAGUAAAUAAGCCUUUAUCAGCAACGGGAAGGAAACCCUAUGUUAGAAGCACUGGCACUGAGACUGGAAGCAAUAUUAAUGUAAAUUCAGAGCUGAACCCUUCAACCGGAAAUCGAUCAAGGCAACUUUUCUCUCCAAUUAUUUUGUUACUAGAAAUUAAUUCUGAUCAGGCUACCCAGGGCAACAUCAGCAGUGACCGAGGAAAGAAAAGAACAGUAACAGCAGCUGGUGCAGAGAAUAUCCAACAAAAAACAGAUGAGAAAGUAGAUGAAUCGGGACCACCUGCCCCUUCCAAACCCAGGAGAGGACGUCGACCCAAGUCUGAAUCUCAGGGCAAUGCAACCAAAAAUGAUGAUCUAAAUAAACCUAUUAACAAGGGAAGGAAGAGAGCCGCAGUGGGUCAGGAGAGCCCUGGGGGUUUGGAAGCAGGUAAUGCCAAAGCACCCAAACUGCAAGAUUUAGCCAAAAAGGCAGCACCAGCAGAAAGACAAAUUGACUUACAAAGGUAAUGUAUGCCAUUCUUCCUGAAGUGGGAAUUUAGACAUUCUGUUUUAUUCCUAGUAUAUCCUUAGUGCCAGUCACCCCAACACCUAAGCAUUUGAGAGUGAAACCUGCAUCUGGUUUUCCUGGGUCAGUUUAUAAUAGCAUCUGUUAUUAUCUCAUAACCUCCAGUUUUAAAGCAUGAAUUUGCAGAAAAAUCUUUUUUUCUUUGUGUAAUUUUUUUUAGUAUAUGGUAUUUUGAUAUUUCUAUUUUCGUUAACAAGACAAGUAUUUCUUUCGCUUAGUGCUUCCCUUUCUCAUUAGUAUGACAGUAUGUAUCUUAAAGGGUUCCUCUAAGAAUUAAAUGGAUCAGUAAAUAUAAAGAAAGCACCUAGCAAAAGGCCUAGUACAAAAUAAAUGCCCAACUGUUAUCGUUA